Molecule: messenger RNA, 1959 nt
Organism: Coniophora puteana RWD-64-598 SS2
Lineage: Eukaryota; Fungi; Basidiomycota; Agaricomycetes; Boletales; Coniophoraceae
Exons: 12
Coding region: 199-1704 (501 amino acids)
Source: RefSeq, a predicted model, not a curated record
CUCGAAUGGAUUGCGGAGCGCUUUCAUGGAAGUUUUCCAAGUUCCCUGGCUAUGCAGUACGUGAAAGAGGCGGUAAGCCGUUUGGACCGCGGUUAAUAUUGCGGUUCGAUGAAGGCGCUCGUGUUGUAUACUUAAUCCGCGUAUAAAGUCCUCUUGAAGUAUGCAUGCACAUCGAGCGCACCUCGGAGUCAACCAAGAAUGAAUAUUUCUGCCACGAAAACCGUCAACAUGUUUGUCAAACUCGUCCCAACCACAAGCAGGCAGAGCAAUCGUUACUGUCAAUCGGCUCACAUUGAGCCCACUCAUACUGCUAUUGCUGCUGGGAAUGGCAACGUUGCACGAGCUGAACCACAGCAUGAUGUCUGCGCUAGCUGGACUGGGCAUAUACACCCGGAAGGCAAACGCUAUCAUGCUAUGAACUGGCGUGAUUUUCGUGUGGUUACAGAAGACAAUAUUCAUGACUCGGAAGUGUCGCUUCGCCUCACCACGGCUAUUCAGUGGAUAGAUGAGGUGGCUAUUCAAUCCACCUCUUUCAAUCCUGGUUUUGUCGAGCUUUUCAUCGAGCUCUGUGAUUCUGACAAGGAGCUUGUCUGUCGCUAUUACUUUGUCGACCAUGCGGCUAAGACCCAAUUCUGGCUGGAUUCCGUCUCCACUGAGGAGCUGGGCUUAGAUGCUGCAGUUUCGUCCUCGCAUCAUCGCCACCAGCUAGAACAUUUGUACUGGAUUCAUGUUGAUUUCUUUUGCGUACAUUUGGCGCCAGAACUCUCGCCUGUCAUUCAAGACGAACUCAUAAAUGUGUUGAUACAUGCACAAGGAGAUCAUAUGACUUCUAGCACGUCAACAUUUCCUUAUUCGUCUGAUAAAUGUGAAGGUUUUGUCAAGCUCCUGAGUCAUAGAGGACAUGCAUUGGACCCGUACACGCUCUGCGUCGUAGCACGUUUAUGGGGCGUUGUGGCCCAACACCGGUUCACCACUUACUAUGGCGAAUGUAACCCUCAGCUAGACAGAUUCCAGAUCAUGCAGCCCUAUGCAUUGGAACGCUCUACUUGGGCUAUAGGCCUUUGUAAUCGCAUGUUAUGGAAUAUGCCUAGACUUUACGAACAACGCCUGGAUGAUGUCUUUGCCAACGACCAAGUAUACGUUCACCUAUGGCAUGAUUUCAUGACGCUCUGUACGGAGGACUGGAGGACCAGUUUGGCUUGGACCUUCCCGACUUUAAUCUCGAGCUCCUUACUCCUCAUUGCGGAUGGUUGCGCGCUAAUGACUUUGCCCGGAGUUCUGACAAGCUAUAUGUCUGUCAUAUCAUGCGUUACCCUUAUAUGCACCCACCAAAAUCUUGCAAAGGGCACUGCAUCCACUGCGGCAAGGUUCCUCAAAGAUGCGCAGUCUCCUACCUCAGGCAUGCUCCCCCUUGCUAUCGUUUACGGUCUGCCAAAAGCACUCUCAAUUUGGAGCAUCAUAUGUUUUGGAGGCCAGAUCCUGUUCAUGCUUUAUCGCUAUCUUGGUGUAGGUGUCGCCUCCGGCAUCCUGUUCUCUCUACUUUCAUUGGUCAUUGGCAUCACUCGUGUGAUCGCCGGUAUUGGCUUCACUUGUAGGUGGCAUUUGCCCUCGCUUUCAUACAUCUUCCGGAGAACCGGUCUCUUGGGACUGGCCUCUCCGGAAGAGCGUCAACCUCUUGACGAAAAACCCGAGACGCUGGUAUAGCUAGUACUGUUGCCUACUGAAGGGAAUCUCGUCGCCAUAAAAAAGGCAGCUCAUGUCAUGAUCACAACUUCAAAUCUCUUUACCUAUGUCAGCUUUCUCGUCUAUUUAUCCAUGCCAGCUUUCUCCGCCAAAGUCCAGGCGUGCUUGAGGUACUAUUUCGGCCAACUUAUUCCUUUGUCUUCACUCUUGUACAUAUUGUCUGUAUGUUUCGCUAUAGGUAGAUGUGUUAAUUCGAAAGUCGAUUCCUGUCGUAAC